AUUAAAUCAAUAGUCUGUUCAAAUAAUGGAUGAAAAACAGUUUAAAGGUAGCUAUUCCCCAGAAAAUAUAACAAAAUUUAUAUCAAAAAGCAAAGGGGCUACUUUCACUAGUGCAGGGUAUAAGCCAAAGAGUUCGAUCAAGUUAAACAAAUAAGCAUGGAUACUACCAAGCAAACACAGCUCAACUUACAGAUAAUUCUAAAAUUCAAACUCAAAGUAUCGUAAGAAUGGAUGGGACCUUCUACAAACCCUUGGGAGGGAAUACAAAGUUUGUGAGGAAGAUGUCAUCAACACUUGGGACGAUCAAGACACCAGCCAAGGAUAGGUCCAUAACCAGAACUAAGAGCGAUAACUCCUCCCCAGGAAUGGUCUUCAAUAAACUCAAAAGUGAUAGUACAAUUCUUGAAGCCAAAAUGCUCAAAGCUCGAUCAGAAUCAGCCAAUUCUAAUUAUGCCAGGAAGAAAGCUAAGAGCAGGAAAUAAAAUAUCAAAACGAGGGGAAGAAAUGAUGAUCAUAAGAGAUAUGAAUGGACACCCUACUUUGGGUAAGAGUAAAAAUUGGGACAAGAUUUCUCAAUCUACUAGCUCCUCUAGAAACAAAAUUGCUGGAGCAAUGUCUGCCCUGUCACAAGUAAAGGGGAAGAAUACAAUCGUGCCUGACAUCAGUGCAAUUCGGCUUGAGAAUUCCCAAGAAAUACCGAAUAGCUUUAGCACUCUUGAUCAUUUGCAUAUGAAGAGGAAAAGAGGGGAUAGUGCUCAUAAAUCAGAUAGCGAGAUAGGGUCAAAGAAUCCCUCAAAGGUCAAGAUUGAACGAAGAGCUGCUUCAAAGCAGCAGAAGUUGUUCCAUGAACGUGUUAAAGAUGCUUCGAAUAUCUACACUCAAAGUUCUCUAAAUAUAGCUAACUUCCUGAAUUGAUCAAUGCAUCCUCGAAUGCAGAAGACCAAAUAAAAAGAAGAAGUCUGAUAAAAUUAUAUCCAAAAAUGCUUAUAGAACAGCUGUGAGCAAGAACAAUUGCCGGUCCCAGAGCAGCCAACAGAUGAUGAGAGAGAGCAAGGCUGCUCUUAAAGAUCAUGAAAGUUUCACAAAUAUGGGUAUUUCAGGAGCUAACAAUAAGUUAGCAAAAGCAGCAAAGAACUUGUCAGAAAUAAGGCUCAAAAGAGCCAUUGAACGAAGAAAGAAACCCUCUGAGGUCCAGUAUAAGACCAAUGUGCUAUCAAGACACUGUGUUAGAGAUCAUGACAAGAGCGGUAGCAGUAACAGAGCCAAUAGUUCGUUUCUGGAGGUGACAACCACAAAGCGAACUUCAAAAUUACCUACGAAUGCUAACUCAAUGGUUAAGAAAAACGCUACAAGAAACUCUCACAAUGGGGACAUUCUGGUAGUAGAGAGGUUGUUAAGUGAUCUUAGAACAAAGAUCGAAGAAUUAGAUGAAAAGAGCUCUGAUAGUGACGGAACCAUAAAUACACCUAUUGAAAAGUCAAAUCCAUGGGAAAUAAAAUUAGAUUUGCUCUCAAAAUCUCUCAAAGAAUAUCGAACUGAAUUCCCGAAAUUUACAAACUAUAUUAGCUACAUAAAGGAUCAAUACAGCCUCUGCAUGAAAGAAUUUAUAAGGUAUGAGCAAAAACGUAAGGAAUUACUACGUCAGAACCUCAGCAAACUGAGGUCCUUACUGGACGCUGAAUCUCUCCAAAAGGAUAAAUUAGCUCAAAAAGUAACCACUCUCCAGUCUCAAGUAAAGAUCUUGGAGUCCGAUCUUGAACACGAAAGACUCCAUAAAAAUGAUUACUGGGUCAAGAAGUGUGUAUUCUCACGAUUUCUAUCAAAAGUUCUUCACGAAAAAGUAGAAACCUUCGAAGACAAGGUAAAAUCUCAAAAACUUUUUAUAAAUAAGCAGGAAGCCCAAAUUGAGAAGAUGAAAAUUGAUGCCGAAAUCAGUAAGGAGAAGAUCAAGGAUGGCGAUAGAAAGCUCAAGGAAUUUAUUGAAAAGCUAGAUCUUGAAGCUUAUGACCUCUGAAGUGACGACUUUAAGCUCCUUUCAGCCAGAGUUUCUGAGAAGCCGAAGAAAGUUCACCCUGUUCCUAGAAUUAAUAUUCAAAAGGUGCUUGAGAUCAAGGAAAAAGCUGAGAAAGAAGAUGAAUCUUGUGAAGAAGAGGAGGAAGAAGGUGAAGAAGAUAGCCUACUCACUGAGAAUGAGAAGUAUUUGCCAACUGGAUCAAAGCUAGAGUCUUGUGACUCUCUUACACGAAAAGGAAGCCUCCUACGAAGGAAAGAAGAUGUUAUAGAUUUGCUCAAUAAAUGAUAUGAUAAAGAAGAGUCAAAGAGAAUAUCAGAAUCUGAGUCGUAUAGCCCAAACCAAAGCAGCUCUGAUACAUCCAAGAUCUCACCUCCAGUGCCUAAAAUAGAGGAUGAUGAGGUGAAAAUCGAGUAUCGAAACUCAAUAAACCUCAAGCCUUUCACAGUGCCUGAAAAGGAUGAUUAGCUUGGCGAUUUUUAACUCUCAAUAAUGUA
Moneuplotes crassus is the source of this 2508-nucleotide messenger RNA. Lineage: Eukaryota; Ciliophora; Spirotrichea; Euplotida; Euplotidae. The record is from the annotation of a GenBank genome assembly.